UUUACUCAUAAGAAAAAAAUAGUACAACUGCUGAAGCAGAGUUGCACCUAAUGUAGAUUUUAACACCCUAAAGCAAAAUCUGUAGUUUGUGCCAUAAAUUCCAGUUAUGACCGUUCCUGCAAUUGGACAGGCAAAUCAAGAUCGGCGUUUGGCAAAAAGCCAAACAGUUCAGUGAAGCUCUUCAGAAAAACAUCGUAAAGUGAACUAUACUCAGACGUCGCUUUUCCGGAAAUAACUUUUCCUGGGAAAAUCCGGACCAUUCAAAAAGCGCAAAUAAGUUCGGGAGAAGAUACGUAACGUAACCGGGGUAAAACCCAUCUUAAAGUUGUCUCUGGGAAAAAAAACUCGGUCAGUUUGUAUUCCAAUUGACCUCACUUCGAGAAAAAAAAACGAAUCCAUAUUUUCGUCUACCCGCCCGCGUUCGAUAAAAUACCUAUCAUUGUUCCCAAUAGAGUCGGGAAAAAGAAAAGCUGUCACCACCCGCGCUUCCGUUCACACUUGCUGUGCCAUCAUCAAUUCGCGGCAGCAUCAAUAAUUUCAGAUUAAAAGAGAAACAAACAAACAAACAAACACAAUCCGCUGAAUGGCGUCGGUUUUGCGCAGGGAGCACAACAAUAAAGUGCUCGGGAUGUCUUCCGAAAUGACUUUGUUAUCGGGCGAGCAAGUCAACAACCUUGCCAUCACGGUUGCUCUCCCGGAUGCGCCCAAGCGGGAAAAAUGGGGCAAAGGUGUGGAGUUUAUGCUGUCGUGCAUCGCCUAUUCGGUGGGGUUUGGUAAUAUUUGGAAGUUCCCCUACACAGCCCUGGAAAAUGGUGGCGGAGCCUUUUUGAUCCCUUACCUUGUGGUGCUGUUUCUGAUUGGACGACCUAUUUACUAUCUUGAAAUGGUGAUGGGUCAGUUUUGCAGCCGUGGGUGUGUUAAGAUUUACGAUCUGGCACCCAUCAUGAGAGGUGUCGGAGUAGGUCAAUCGGUGGCCAUGUUCGUGGUGAUGACCUACUAUACCCCUGUUCUGGCCAUAACGCUACGAUAUCUUUUUGCAUCGUUCAGCUGGGAACUUCCCUGGAGCAAAUGUGAUCCCUCAUGGCCACACUGUAUAGAUUCGGUCAAAAGCGAUUUCCAAAAUUCGAGUAAAGCCGAUCUAAGGAAUAUGAAUGUUUCUGCUGAAUUAUUUUUUACUAACACUGUGAUGCACCGAGGUUCAUUAGAACAGGGGAUCGGUAUUCCCGACCUUAAACUCGUACUCUGUCUGCUAGCGUCAUGGCUGAUAAUCGCAAUCAUCCUAAUCAAAGGUAUUAGAAGUACCGGCAAAGCUUCCUACUUCCUGGCUUUGUUCCCGUAUGUAAUCAUCUCUAUCCUGUUUGUGCAUUCUUGCUCACUGAAGGGCGCCUGGAAUGGAAUUUCCUUCUUUUUGACACCGAAAUGGGAGAGCCUAUUUACCGCUAAAGUUUGGAUGGAAGCUGUGACGCAGUGCUUCUUUUCGCUGUCCAUAUGUUUUGGCGGCAUCAUAGCGUACUCUUCGUUUAACAACUUUUCCAACAACGUUUAUAGAGACGCCAUGAUAAUAUCCUGGCUGGAUACCUUCACCUCGAUCAUCAUUGGCUGUAUCGUGUUCGGAGUGCUUGGAAAUUUAGCCUACGUUACCAAUAAAGACAACAUCCAGGAUGUCGUUCGGGAAGGUUCCGGCUUAGCUUUUAUGGCCUAUCCGGAUGCAAUCGCCAAGUUUGAAUAUUUGCCACAACUCUUCUCUGUGCUCUUCUUCCUGAUGCUGUUCAUCGUUGGAAUUGGCAGCAAUCUGGGCGUUUUGACGAGUAUCAUCACGGCAGUGCGGGAUUUCUGCCCGAAGGUGUCCAACUGGAAGGUCGCUUGUACGAUUUGCGUAAUAGGGUUCUCGCUGAGUACGGUCUACGUUGCUCCUGGAGGAUUAGACCUGUUGGAUGUUUUCGAUCUGUACGGAGCCAAGUAUGUUACUUUGACGUUUGCUCUGUUUGAGCUUAUCACCUUCGGCUGGAUUUAUGGAGUUGAUCAGAUCUGUCGGGAUAUUCACUUCAUGUUGAAUAUCUCCACAAGUAUGUUUUGGAGAAUCUGUUGGGCCCUGGUAACACCGAUUGUAGUAGCUGUGAUUCUACUAGGAUGCUUCAUUUCUCACAAACCAGUCAACGUUCCCGUGGAAUAUAACGUUAUCGGAUGGUGUGUCUACGCCUUGGCAGCCAUUCAACUUCCGUUGUGGGCACUUUACGCAAUCUACAGGCAACAGUAUGGUGGAUUCUACCGGAAGCUGAGGAAUGCUUUCCAUCCCACCACAACUUGGGGACCGGAAAAUGAAGUCACCCGGGAAAUGUACAAUUUUGCCAACGAGAAAUAUCGGGAUCAGCAACAGUCGAGUGAAGAUGACUCAUCCAACUGCGGAACGCUCGUUUAUAGAAAGAUUUUCAAAUAAGCCGACAAGAGUAGUUUGUUGAAAACUCGAUUUAUCGAAAUCAGUGGUGAUAAAAUUGAUGACAUUUGAUGUGGCUCUAAAGCGUGAAAACAAUUUAGAUUAUUCGAAUACUAUGUAUGUAGAUAAUUUGGGAAGGCAACCCAUAACGAUAUAACAAAGUGUUAUUAGUUUAAGAUGAUAUUAAUAAAGUGCUAUUCAUUUUAUGGGUUUUAAAGUACGAGAAUUUUUUUUCUUUUGUUUGAGGUGAAUAAAAUUAUAGUUGAAAAUUAUUAGGGAAGUUCACAUAAAUUUACUUAGGCUAUUGAUUACUAAUUUGAAUACCUCUUAGAUCGAAUCGUUUUACUGGAUAUUGAUCAAAGCCCAGAAAAAAUUACUCAGAUAUAACUGAACAAAUAUAUUACCAGUGUAAAACCUUAAUGUAAGUGUAAGCAGUACAAAAUAUUCAAUUUGAAAAAAACAUUGUGAAAAAAAUAACUUUGAUCCUGUGAUUCUUUCGUUCUUUUUGGAAUUUAAGCUUUAAAGCUCUUAUAGUCAACGAACUUCAGUUAUAAGAAAGGCGAAUCGUCAGCUUGGCUUUCAGGGACCCAUUGUGCUUGAAGUCACUCUACUGCGCACUUGUCCGGUCAGUUACAGAACAUGCUGCAAUUCUUUGGCUCCCUAUCAGUUAUGUUGGUUUUUGCGAAUCGAGCGUGUACAAAAGCGUUUUGUUAGAUUCGCUCUACGACAUCUACCCUGGCGUAAUCCUGAAAACCUUCCCGCAUAUUCCGACCGGUGCCAGCUUCUGGGAUUAGAAACAUUGGAAUGCCGCCGAAAAACUCAACAGGCAUCAUUCAUCGCAAAAAUACUAAAUGGAGAAAUUCAGUCACCAAACCUGCUAGGAAUGAUCAACUUCAAUGCUCCUUCGAGGACUUUACGUCAUCACUCUUUGCUAUCGAAUCGAACCCACCGAACAUCCUACGGCCAUAAUGAACCAGUGAGUGCAAUGAUGCGUACGUUCCAGAUUGCUGAGCAUCUACAUCAAUUGGGGGAGCCAUCUAGCCGAUUCAUCAACCGAGUACGCCAGUCUUCAUUGUUUCGUGUUAUCUA
Uranotaenia lowii is the source of this 3523-nucleotide messenger RNA. Its product is annotated as sodium-dependent nutrient amino acid transporter 1-like. The transcript is spliced from 6 exons. Gene Ontology annotation, molecular function: L-amino acid transmembrane transporter activity. The coding region runs from base 584 to 2437 and encodes 617 amino acids. NCBI's taxonomy places the organism in Eukaryota, Metazoa, Arthropoda, Insecta, Diptera, Culicidae. Gene Ontology annotation, cellular component: membrane. The record is from RefSeq and is a predicted model, not a curated record. Gene Ontology annotation, biological process: sodium ion transmembrane transport.